Molecule: messenger RNA, 2208 nt
Organism: Apis florea (little honeybee)
Lineage: Eukaryota; Metazoa; Arthropoda; Insecta; Hymenoptera; Apidae
Product: guanylate kinase
Biological process (GO): purine nucleotide metabolic process
Cellular component (GO): cytosol
Molecular function (GO): GMP kinase activity
Source: RefSeq, a predicted model, not a curated record
GUAAUAUAUGCGCAUGUGCACAUUAUUAAACGAAAACGUGGUAGCUGUUUCUUCUGCGGAUUUCUGUGCUUUCUUGUAUAAAAUAGUCAUAAUAUAUUUUUCAAUAGUUUUUAUUACUAUAUUAUUCGUUUUUUGAAUUUAGUUAUCUACAAAGGUGUUUAUAAUAUGCUUCAUAAGGGUCCAUGUCCAUUAGUUUUAUGUGGUCCUUCAGGAAGUGGAAAAAGUACAUUAAUAAAAAAGCUUUUUGAAGAAUUUCCAGACACUUUUGGUUAUUCUAUAUCUCAUACCACUAGAGCCCCUAGACCAGGUGAGGAAGAUGGGAAACAUUAUCAUUUUACUACUAAAGAAAAAAUGCAAAAACAGAUAGAACAAGAUGAAUUUAUCGAAACUGCUAUAUUUAGUGGAAAUAUGUAUGGCACUAGUAAACGUGCAGUAGAAGAAGUACAGCAAAUGGGUAAAAUUUGUGUAUUAGAUAUUGAAAUACAAGGAGUAGAGCAAAUAAAACGAAGUUCUUUAGAUCCCUUGUAUAUAUUUAUUAAACCACCAUCUAUAGAAGAGUUAGAGAAAAGAUUAAGAGCUAGAAAAACAGAAACAGAAGAUGUUUUGAAACAAAGAUUGUCUAUUGCUAAAAUAGAAAUGGAAUAUGGUGAAAAACCUGGUAAUUUUGACAUAGUGAUUGAAAAUGAUAAUUUUUCAAAGGCAUAUAAUAUAUUAAAAGAAUUUGUGAUGUCAAAUUUGAAGCAAGGAUAAACAGGAUAUUAAAUUUAUGCUUCUUAAAAAUAUACUCUUCUUUGAAAUUAAAUUAUAAUUAUUUUUAUAUAUAUAUUUCUAUGUAAAUUAUAAUAAUAAUAAUUAAUUAAUACGUGAUAAAAUACAUAAACUCAUGUUCAAAGAUCAAAUUAGUAGAUUGAAAAAUAAAUGUAGGUAAAUAAUUUUAUACAAUAAUAAAUUGAUUUUAAUAUUGAAAGAGUAAUUAUAGCAGGAAGCUUCAAGUUUGUUAUAUGCAUAGUAUUAAUGUAAAAUUAAUAUCAUUUAAUUUUAAAAAUAUAAUAUCAUUAAAUUUUAAGAAUAAAAAUUUAUAGCUGGGAAUAAAACUACAAAUAAGGAAAUAAGGACAAAAUGUUUAUAUAAUUUCUUUGAACUUGGUAAUUAAAAAAAAUAAUUGUAUAUAAUAUAAUAGUUAUCAAUUAAGUUAUUUUUAUAAUUUGUUUGCAAUUAUACAUACAUAUAUAUAUGUAUGUAUAUAUAUGUUUUAUAUGAUUAAUAAAUUUGUAUUACAGUAUUUACUUAUAACAAUUAGUUUUUAAGAUUAUAUCAAAUCAGUGGAAAAAUUUUUGUUAUUUUAAUAUUCUAGUGUAACAUUCCUCAACCUUUAAAUAAUUCAAUAUAUUAAUUUGUAAUUGUACCAUGAUUCAAAUAUUUAUAUGAAAUUAUAUAUUAUAUAUUUACAUGAAAUUUUUAAGAAGUUAAAAAUUUUUUUAAUUGAAAUCAUUGUUUAUAUAAAUAAAUAAAAUUAUGAUAUAUAUAUAUCUUAUAUUGCUUGUAUAUGUUAUUAUAAGUAAUUUUUCAGUGAAUUGUAAUUUAUUAAAAAUUCGUCACAAUAUUAGAUCGAUUUAUAGGUUGAGAAACGUUGCUCUAGUGAAUAUAGAAAAAUAUAAAAUAAUUUUAGAUUAAUGAUAUCUUGCCAAAUGUAUACAAAGGAUAGUCAAUUUACAUAAAGACUUUAAUGCAGGCUAGAUAUCUAGAAAGAAAUUUGCAAAAAUUAAAUAUAAUAUUUUAGAUGUAGUUAACUGAGACUAUUCACCAGACGAAGUUGUGUUCCAAUAGUGUAGAUUACUUAUAAAAUACUUGUGGUUUUUGUCCUCGUCAAACAUCGUAUAAUUAUUGCACCAUGCAAGAUUCAUUACACAUAAUUACAUAUAAUUCAAUUAUACUUAAAUAUAUCAUAUUAUUAUUUUAGUAGAUAGAAAAGGCAUUUGUCCAAACAUUCCUUUAGCAUUCGUCAUCAAUUAACAUAUUUGACAUGUUUUUUAUUUGAAAACAUUCUUGAAAAAUAUUUGAAAUAAAUAUAUUUUCAUAUUAAUCGAUAUUAUUAAAAUCAUACCAUGAUCAUUGUCAUUUUCAUUUUCAUAUAUGUUACGUGUUUUUGCAUCAUCAAUUUAUUUAUUCGUCAAAUAUUAACAAGUUGUUGCUUCCAUGCGCAUCGCG